CUUGGCCCAAUGUUGACUUGUGGAACAAAGGCCGGUUUGAACCUGUGUUAUGGCAAGGAAGUUUUAUUGAGAACAAAGCAUAUUUUUAUUAUAAGUAAUCAUUAAUUAGAGCAAAUAUAUAAUAAACAUCCCUCUCAUCAUCUCCCCCCCUUUUAUUCAAUAUUCGCGACAAAAAUGGGCUUUAGUCAAACGAAUCAUUGAAUUCGUUGGUGCAUAUUCUCAUGAACAGGAGGAGGAGGUGGUGGCUGGAACAGUGCAUCAGGAAGAGAAAUGUAAUCCUCAUUAUCAUCAUAAAAGGAACAUUAAAUUCGACAAUGGCAACAUGGGCACCUGUGUCAUUCUCAUUAUUUUGGCGAAGCAAUGGAUAUAUUUCUUGUCAUGUAGAAUUUGUUGGGGCCAUAACAGUUGAGAUAAGUUGAUUAAGCAGUGCACCAAUGCAGGGAAUACUACAACAACCACAUAAUGUAAGAACUGCGGGAGACAUGGCGACAGUGACAGCAGAGAAAAUAGAAGAGACUUAUAUUUCCCAAAAGUCCCUUCCACCACUCAGACAACGCAGAGGUGGUAACCCUCGAGUGCUUCAUCUUUCGGUUCAGGGAACGAAUGGCGCGGGGAAUUCCUAUUGCAAUAUUAUGAGUAUGACCAUUAUCCCAGGAAGAGCGUUGGCUUCUGGGUAGAAAGACAAGAGAGCCAAAUUUUGAGGAUUCAAACGGAAAACUGUUUAUUAAUACAUACCACAUUACAAAAAUUAAAACAUACUCUAUAUUAUAAAUACAUUUUUUCCCCCCAUGACUGACAGGUGAGGCUCUGCCUUCCAUGAAUGCACGUCACUGGUUUGCACUUCCCCCUGGAUGACACAAGAUAUAAAUAAUGAGCCCGUGUUCCUGAUUUGACUUUAUUUCCAGUCGCACAUGACGUCUUCAUUUGGUCAGAUGGCGAAAAUGCAUGGGCGUCUGCUGGCGUUGCUGUUGGUCAUCACGGUGACAGCGACCACCGCGACCAUCAGUCAGAACCAAUUGGCCACACUGAUGAACGGAAUUCUCCGCAAGUUGAACGGUCAAACAUUCAAAAGGCUGCCAAUGUUCAGUCUGGCUGUGAGCAUCCCGCGUAACGAACAGGGCACGUACGAUCUCAAUCAAGUGCACUUGGACGAAAGCGUGAGGGACGCCAUCCUGCACUGCAACGUUUACUCGAACCGAAACGCAGUGGCCGCCACCGUUCUGAAGUGGCCCAAUGUGCUUCAAAACUGUCCCAAUGCAUUGGUCAUGUGGGAAGAUGUUCUGCAAAAGUGCAAGGAAGAAUCCAUGACGUGGCAAGAUGUGGACAGAAAAUGCCGUUGGGCCAUGAAAAACCACCGAGCAGAUCAUGCUGAGUACCGGGUUCUGAAGGAGUUUCAACACUGGUCUGAAGAUAAGGACAAGUCGGGUUUGUUACUGCUCUACGUAUAUGCGUCAUCAUGCACAGACCAAUGCACUGGCGAAGGCGAUGAGCGGAGCAUCCUAAACUUGGUGGAGGGCAUCCGGCAAUGGACAGAGUACGCUGUCGUCUUCUCUAAAGUUUUUGAACCCAAGGAAUCCAGAUUGGCCGGAUGUAACCCUCUCUCCGUUGGCGAAAGGGAGGCUGCCCUCAUCCGUCUGGGGAAUCAUCUGGGUCAAAAUGGCCUCCAAAAGAUCUUCCGUUGUGACAGAGUCAAAACCAACAAGGGUAACACCAUAAUGGUGUGUGACAGCUGUUCCACUGAGGGGGAUGUCACACCUCGUUGUUAUAGGAACCCAAACCAACGCAGGAACAUCGCCAAAACUCAGGGCCAGGGCCUUCCCAGGCAGGCUGGCCAACUUGGGGUGGCGCUUCUAACAAGUUGGGCUGCAAACCCAGCAGGCGGGGUGGGGCGUCUCCUGGCCGAGUCCGUUCCAGUCGUAGGCGGGGGGCGUCUCGAGGGCGAGUUCACUCAAGUUGUAAGCGGGGACGGGGUUGAUGACAAGCAACGACAUGAGUGAGCAAUUUGUGUCAACUCUCCGAAGCUCCUGCUUGCUAAAUGCUAAGCUAACUUUGUAUCAAACAGCAUUAAAGUUUUCAGAAAUCCUAGUGCUUUCCUGUUUUUUUAAAAAAAAAUUUUUACAAUAAAUAUUUUCACAAAGUUUAAUUAGUUUAAGUCAU
Messenger RNA from Corythoichthys intestinalis (scribbled pipefish), 2157 nucleotides. RefSeq lists its product as uncharacterized. NCBI's taxonomy places the organism in Eukaryota, Metazoa, Chordata, Actinopteri, Syngnathiformes, Syngnathidae. Bases 912 to 1997 code for a protein of 361 amino acids. The record is from RefSeq and is a predicted model, not a curated record. The transcript has 4 exons.